GGUACGGAUUGCGACGUGACCGGGGAAUAAUCCGGCAGGUCGUUUUUUUUUUCGCCGUUGGGAGGCGCGUUCCGUUUGAAUCGUCGACAUGUGUCGGUGUGGAGAUUUGCUUGAAGAGUCGAGACGGAGAGUUAAAUUCCGCGUAAAUAGUGAAAAAUAGUCAGAUUCUACUGUUAUUUCUCGCGAAGAAGCGUAAGAGUGGCGUAAAUGCGUAAUUCGGAGUCGACUUCGUAGCUGCGAGAACUUCGGACGAGACUUCUACUUUCGAUUUUCUCUAACCAUGGAAAGAAAGCAGAAAAAAAAUUGCCAUUGAGUUUUUGAGCAAACAAUGUAAUGCUUGCCGAUGCUUACAAAAGGCACAGAAAUUUUGGUGAGUGAUGAUUGAUGUGAAUAAUGUUAGCUAGGAAAAAGUUUACAAGAAGGAAAAAGCAGUGUUAAAAGCCAAUCAACAACAGUAACUUAGCUGUGGUCAGUGCUGUACAACAAAUAAUCCACAAGAAAUACUACAGUCAAAUAAGUUUCUCAUCAAUUAUCAGCUUACUUAGAAAAACGGAACCUGUUGCAGCAUUUGAAGCCUACAACAAUAAUUAUGAGAAUUUCUACUAGUAAUGAGACAUGAUCAUACUUCUGCAACAUGGACACCAAGAAUCAGAAUGUCUAGUUCUGAAUACGAAGAUGAUAGUUUUUCCGAAAGUGGAUCGGAAUAUAAUUUGAGCGACGUCAGCGACUCGGAAUCGAUCUCAGAUUUGGACCAAAGCAUCGCUACUGCCAGAAAUUGGGUCGAAGUGGAUAUAGACAAUCCUCCUCCGCCUCCUCCACUAUUUCCUUUCACAGGAAAUCCGGGUUGUCACUUCUCUGUCAAUAAUGUCGAUCCACUCGCUUUUUUCAAAUUAUUUUUUGAUUUAAAUUUGAUGAAUGUAAUUGUUAGCGAGACGAAUCGUUAUGCACUGCAACAGCUGCAAUCAUCCAGGCAUCAGUGGGAGCCUGUUACAGUGGCUGACAUAUAUACGUUUCUGGCUAUCUGUAUCUUGCAGGGAAUUGUAAAAAAACCGAAUGAGAGGAUGUAUUGGUCCACCAAAGAUUUAUUUAACACACCAAUUUUAUGUAAACUUAUGCCUAAAAAUAGAUUUGAAGAGAGAAAGCAAAAUUUGCACUUCGCGGAUAAUGCAUUAUUUGAUCCGUCCACCCAUCCAUCUCCUAAAUUGAACAAAAUUUUGGCCAUAGUAAAUGAUCUAAAUUCUAAAUUUUCGCGUUUAUUCGAACCAGAGAGAGACAUAACGGUGGACGAGUCUCUCUUACUAUUCAAAGGUCGUAUCUCCUGGAGACAAUACAUACCCCUCAAACGGUCACGCUACGGUGUGAAAUUUUUUAUGUUGUGUGAAUCUUCAUCAGGCUAUUUACACAAAUUUAUAGUUGACACUGGAAAAGAUACUCUACUAGAUCCUAAAUACAAUCAAAUGCAAAUAACUUCCCAAAUAGUAUUAUUGUUAGUGGACCCAUUGUUGAACAAGGGCCACUGCCUCACAACUGAUAAUUACUAUACCUCUCCUCAGUUAGCCGAUUAUUUGAUAUCCCAUCAAACAGAUAUAUAUGGAACACUCCGUCNUUCUAAACAUGAAUCCAUAGUAAAUUUAUAA
Molecule: messenger RNA, 1637 nt
Organism: Centruroides sculpturatus (bark scorpion)
Lineage: Eukaryota; Metazoa; Arthropoda; Arachnida; Scorpiones; Buthidae
Product: piggyBac transposable element-derived protein 4-like
Exons: 3
Coding region: 609-1637 (342 amino acids)
Source: RefSeq, a predicted model, not a curated record